Messenger RNA from Diaporthe batatas, 5517 nucleotides. RefSeq lists its product as uncharacterized. Gene Ontology annotation, cellular component: plasma membrane. Gene Ontology annotation, biological process: actin cortical patch localization. Lineage: Eukaryota; Fungi; Ascomycota; Sordariomycetes; Diaporthales; Diaporthaceae. The transcript is spliced from 3 exons. The record is from RefSeq and is a predicted model, not a curated record. Bases 1326 to 3878 code for a protein of 850 amino acids.
GUGCGGGUUGGGUGGGUGUGCUACCUACCUACUUGGUACCUAGCAGAAUAUGGAGCACUCCGUACAUGCUGUAGAUACUAGAUACCUAUUCGUGCCGAGGCCGUGUACUACUAAGAGUAGCAGAGCAGGACGAGGGAGGUGUGCGGCAACCAGAAUCCUCCCAAGCCCGCCUUUUUUUCUUUGCAUCUCUGUCCCACAUCCCACCCAGCCUUAGCCUUGUCUACCGUUCCCUCUCUUCCGUUCUCCGGUCCCUCUACUAGUGGUCAAUUAUGCUCCUGCUGUAGCAGAUCAUGUCUCAGUCCGUCCAUUCCCUACGCAUUGACUCGGCUUGACUUAAAGGCGAGGCCAGUGCUGCCAUGCUACUACUCCGUGCCAUUGUACAGUAGGAAUCCACCGAUCGACCACCGACCACCGACCACCGACCUGCACCCACCCUCCUUUGCACACCACCUAUCACCUAUCAACGCCCCUAUACUCCCGAGUCCACUCCUGGACCCUGGCCCUGCGAUGUUGGAUCCUCAACGCCCGCGCCCUACUACCAAUUGCAUCCACUUCGCAUCCUGAGCCUGAGCCUGAGCCACUCGAACUGGCCCCGAGAUCGUCUGAACCCCUCCGCAGGGGAGCCAUCGCCCCGGCCGCAAGGCCCCAAUUCCUCCUCCUCCCGACUCCUCUUCCUCGGGCAUCGAAUCGCAUUCCACAGCAUAUCCGGCAGGGCCCAAUCGCCAACCCAGAGCCAAAAAGCACUGCACCUUGGGCCGAAACCCGGUGUCCGUGCCGUCCAACUCAGGGACACAAAGACGCAAGGUCGCAAGGACGCAAGGACGCAACGGCGGGUGCAUCAGCACGCCUCUUUCAACCCCCCCCCCCCGAAACAAAUCUCGGUUCCUCUCCCGCCGGCCUGGUUGUGCAAGCCUCCUGCUGUACGACUCCAGCCAUAAUCCACAUUCCCGCUACGCCAUCAACUUCUCGGGAUGCGCCUCGCUGGCCCGAGACUCCAUUAUCCAGUGGCGCCGUCAGACCGAACACACCAGAGUACAAGUCAAGCCAACGGGCUGCUUCCUGUACUUCGCUGAACCAUAAGACGAAACGGAACGACGACGGCAGUGCAAACUCUCUCUUGCCAACUGAAGUUCACACUGAAGUUCACACGGCUACACCGCAAUAUUCUGUACCCAUAGUUGCUGACGACUCCGCCUUGCUUUGAGGCCCUAAUAUCAUCGUCAGCCCUACGCCCAUGACCAGUCGUCCAUACACCGAACUCGACGGUACCUCUCAAACGCGCAACACCGACUGGCCAGGCGGGACCGAUUGCCCAGUCAGAUAUCAUGGCAUCAGCGCAAACUGCGCUGCCCUACCAAACGCAGAAGCCAGGUCUUAAUAAUGGGAGCUCCUCGACGGCUGCGCAUACGCGAAGGACAUCAUUGUCGUCAUUCCCGCCAUCCUCUCGUUCCGGCUCGCAAAUGUCACACCAUUCAAAACCGUCACGGUCGCCAGUCCCUCCCGGCCCUGGUGCCGGGGGUGUGGUUUCGGAAACAGACCGCACGUCAAAUCCCAGCUCCAAGUCCAAGACACCGUCGACAGGCACCGGCGUAUCGUCGCAACAUUCGUCCCUGUCCGGAAGCAGCGUGGUUCCGAUGCCGCGCUACAACUCUGAUGCUCACCCCCGGCGGAAAAUGAAAUCUCAGUAUCCGCGAAGCUCCAGCGAGAACCACGUGGAGUAUAUCUUGGUCGCUUCUUUCGAUAUCGACCGGGGGCCAAUCAUGGAGCAUCAGUAUCCCAUGGCCAUCACUGGCGACGAGAACAUGCUGGCGGAGCUUAUGUUGCCGGAUGGCGCGCACAUGCGGAAUCAGGACUGGACGAUAUUCUUUUUACACAAGGAUACGAGCCAAGAGGAGGAAGAUGAAGAGAGAGAAGCACGGAGACGGAGGAGGAGAUGGAGAAGAAACAAAGCCGCGGGCAUCAUCGAUGAGGCAACAGACGACGAUGAGGCCGACGAAGAGCAAGACGACGAUGACGACGAAUUUGACGAUGACGAGUCAACUGAUAGUGAGCCUGAGGGAGGCGAAGGGCCGCCUCUGGUCUACGUCCUGAAUUUGGUGAACACAAAACAAGACAAGUCCGUCAAGAGAGGCGCAAUUGUGAAGGCGAUGGCUAUCUGCACAAGGCACCCUUUCUUGCAUAUAUAUAAGCCAUUGUUACUGUUGGCUUUGGAGGAAUACUUCAAAUCGCCAGUGCCUGAGACGCUGUCUAUGCUUUACGACUCCGUCAACGCGAUGGACCUGUCUCUGAUGCCGAAGCUGAGUUUUCUUGAAAGGCAAUUGCUGCAGUCCAGUGAGAACAAGGACCUUUUCGUUGAGAAAUUCGAACGCAUGGUUCAGCAGCGGAUCGAACAAGACCAGGACGAAAGCAGCUCAGAACAACCUACAGAACCCGCUGUACAGCCAGCUAAGCGGCCAGAAAUACAGCGAGCCGGGACGAAAGCUUUCCUGGAGGGCAAGGCGAUGUAUUCUGUACCCAGGGACACCCACGAGUUUGAGAGUAAGGUCAUGUACAAGGGCAUUCCCAUUCCGAUCAAGGUGCCAGUGGCCGUGAUGCCGGAGUCUGUGGGCGACUUUUCCCUCAUCAAGUUGAUCCAAAACUUCUCGGAACCUCACGGGAAAGCACCGCAGCCAUUCCUGCCACAUCCACACCUCACCACGAAUGGACCUACCACGCAUCCCAUCAUCGUCCUGGCCAACGCUCUUCUGACGCAGAAGAGAGUCAUUUUUCUCGGUCAUAACAUGCCCUCAGGCGAAGUUGCUGAGGCCGUACUAGCCGCCUGCGCCCUUGCCUCUGGCGGUAUGUUGAGGGGCUUCACGCGUCAUGCGUUUCCUUACACCGAUUUGACAAAGAUCGAUGACCUUCUGAAGGUACCUGGCUUCAUCGCGGGUGUUACAAAUCCAACCUUCGAACACCAUCCGGAGUGGUGGGAUCUCCUGUGCGACUUACCAAAGGGCCGCAUGACCAUCAGCAGCAAAAUCGAGCCUGCAGCGGCAACAGAAGGCCUUGCGUAUUUUCAGCAGCAGAAUCCUUCGUAUUCAGGUCUUGUCAACAUUUCUAGUUCUACUUCCACCUCUAGCGCGGACUUGACUGGAGAUCAGGCGUUCAUGACCGAUGUUCUAAAAAGCAUCGCAGCUCGCCACGGCGAGAGAGUUGUCAGGGCUAAGUGGAGAGACUGGGUGGUCAAGUUCACUCGUGUUGCUGCAGCAUUUGAGGAAAGUGUGUACGGAGCGAGUGCGCUGUAUAUUGGAGGUGACGAGGACGCACAAGGGGGCGCCGUGAUCACGUCGAGUUCCGGGGCCAAUGGCAUCCUGAACGGACAUGGGUAUGUCUGGCCGGACGAACCAUCGAAGUACAAGGAGCUAGCGGGCAACGUCACGAGAAUUGAGGGAUGGAGGAACACCAGGAGUUAUUACAGUUUCAUCCAGGACAUGGCAAAGAUGUACACGAUCAAACCGCUAAAAGGACUGGACCUGCAUCACCUCCACGACCGGCUGCGUAUGCAGCGUAUGACACAAUCGCAGACCCGCGAGAUCUACCUCGGCUUCGCGAAGUACGUCCGCAGCUACGAAGAAAUCUGUCUGCUGCUAUCUGUGGCGCCAGAGUCGCACGCCGGACUGUUCUACCUUGCCCUUGGGCUGUUCCACAAGGAGAGAGAUGUGCGAAUCAAGGUGGCAGAGCUUUUGGAUCGGAUUGGAGAGCACGGGGCAGGCCAGCACUGGUGGAAGGGGAUGAGCCGGUUCGAAAAGCUGGCAUACCUCCGGAUCAAAAGGGAGUUGGAGGCCGAGGUGAAGGCCAAGACUGGCAGCGCCAGUCCGGUGGAGAAAAGGCUGAGUUAAAAUACUUGCUUGCGGAUGUUGCCAUGAUACCCACCGUCGCUUGCGUGGCUGUCGUUACUUGCUUUUCAUCACACCACCACCGUCAAAACGUAUCGGCUGGGACUGGGUCUGAGAAAAGAAAAGUCGCCAGGUUCGUGGACACGACCUCGCGGAUUGCAUCUACUUUUGGGAGCUGGGGGCCUUUUGAGAUUGUGCGUCUAUCAUUUCUAGACCAUCUCGAUGACUUUCGGGCUUGUUCAUAUUUUGGAUUGGAUGUAUAUAUACCACCACGCUCGUUCUUAGCGUCGCGUCUCGCAUAACCUGAUUUUCUUUGCCGCAAGGCAGCCAAAUAUGGUGCAUUCUCCAUGGCCUCAAGUAACCAGCCACCUGACCCGGUGUGCAACGUUCCCAAGCCACCCAAGCAGGAGACGUGCCCUACGUUCAUGCAUACACUAUGUACACUUCCGCCUAUGCGCCGAGGAAUUUGGCGGCGUGGGCGACGUGCUCGUCACUAAAGGUCGACAUGAAGAAGUAAGAGUGGUCGUAGUCGGGCUGAUAACGCAGGGUGAGGCCAUCGAGCCCGGCGUCCUUGACGGCCUUCUCAAAGUUCUCAGGGAGCAGCUGCUUCUGCUUGUAGAAGUUGUCGCCGGUGCCGACGUCGACGAGCAUGUUGAGGGGCGCCUUCUUGUCCCAGGCCUUGACCAGCUCGGUGGCGUCGUGCUUGGCCCACUCGGCCUUGUUGUCGUCGCCCAGGUAGCCGGAGAAGGCCUUCUGGCCCCAGGGGCACUCGGAGGGGUUGGCGAUGGGCGCGAAGGCCGAGACGGAGCGGUACUUGCCCGGGUGGCGCAGGUACAGGGUCAGGGCGCCGUGGCCGCCCAUCGAGUGGCCGGCGAUGGACACGCGCGAGCCGUCGAGCUUGCCGCCGAACUCGGAGCUCCCGAACAGGGCGGUGGGCAGCUCCUCGGUCAGGUAGGUCUCCAUGCGGUAGUUCUUGUCGUAGGGGGCCUUGACGGCGUCGACGUAGAAGGAGGCGGCCUCGCCAAAGUCGUAGGCGUCCUUCUCGCCGGGCAGGUCGAGCCCGCGGGGGGAGGUGUCUGGGUACAGCACCGCGAUGCCGUGCUGCGACGCGCCGUGCUGGAAGAAGCCCUUCUCGGUGCAGUUGUCGGGGGUGCAGGUCAGGCCCGACAGCCAGAUCAGUACGGGCACCUUCUUGUUCUCCUUGACGGCCGCGGGGGGCAGGUAGAGGUUCAGGGCCAUGGGGGUGCCGGUCGUGGUGGACUGGUGCGAGAGCUUGAGGAGAGUGCCCCCAAAGGAGGCGAUGGUGGCUUUUGUCUCGAAUGCCAUCUUGGUGGUGGUGGUGGUGGUGGUGGGUGAUGUUGGUGCUGAUGAGGAUGAGGGCGAGGUUGUGGUGAAGUGCCGUGCGAGCUGUGAGAGUCUGGAGGUGAAGGUUGGUGUGGUUGGGGAGUGCUGGACGUUUAGAUAUCUCAUCAAGAAACUUGGUGGUGGUCAACUUUCGUUCAAUCAAUUACGAGAUGAGGACGGCUCAAUUAUAUCGGAUUGGUAUCAUGAAGGGAAGCUAGCUUGAAGAGCCCCAAAACUGAUUAGCACAACCUGAGGGAGCUGCCCGUCGGGCUUUAUUAUUGUCCUGCUCUCUCCUCAG